Messenger RNA from Urocitellus parryii (Arctic ground squirrel), 3076 nucleotides. RefSeq names its product FHF complex subunit HOOK interacting protein 2B (gene Fhip2b). The record is from RefSeq and is a predicted model, not a curated record. Lineage: Eukaryota; Metazoa; Chordata; Mammalia; Rodentia; Sciuridae.
GCCGCCGCCGCCGCCCGGAGCCGGCCGGGCCGCCAUCAUGCUGAGCCGGCUCGGGGCGCUGCUGCAGGAGGCCGUGGGGGCGUCCCUCUCUGCAGGAGACCCUGGGCCUGGUCACCCCAUGGAGGAGGGGUUCCAAAGUGGCCUUUCCUUUCUUUCCUAUCUGUGCCCAGCCUCCACGGCUGUCAUUUUAGAAAGUGAUCUGAUCAACUAAUUCCACCUGUGGGAAAAGGUCUGUCUACAAGGAGGAAGAAUGGGCAGGCCCACCUGUUCCUUAAAAUGCAGGAAGAUCAGGCAUGGCUCUGGAGAUAUUGGGAGCAGAUAUUUUUAGGCAGCGGGAACCCAGCAUCGACCUGCUGCAGGCCUUCGUGGAGCACUGGAAGGGCGUCACCCACUACUACAUCGAGAGCACAGAUGAAAACACCCCAGUCAAGAAAACAGAUAUUCCCUGGCGGUUGAGGCAGAUGCUGGACAUCCUGGUGUAUGAGGAGCGGCAGCAGGUGGCGGCUGGCGAGGCAGGGCCCUGUCUAGAAUACCUGCUGCAGCACAGGAUCCUGGAGACCCUAUGCACGCUGGGCAAGGCCGAGUACCCCCCAGGCAUGCGGCAGCAGGUGUUCCAGUUCUUCAGCAAAGUCCUGGCCCAGGUGCAACACCCCCUGCUGCAUUACCUCAGUGUCCACAGGCCUGUGCAGAAACUUCUCAGACUUGGUGGGUCAGUCCCUGGAUCCCUCACAGAAAAGGAGGAGGUGCAGUUCACCAGCGUCCUCUGCUCCAAGAUCCAGCAGGAUCCAGAGCUGCUCACCUACAUCCUGGAAGGUAAAAAAAUCAUCAGUAGGAAGAAGGCACCCAGAGAGUCUACCGCCCUGUCCAAAGACUCAGCCUGCCACGCAGACAAGGACCAUUUCCACAGCAGUGCUCCUGACAAAGGAUCCCAGCUGGAUGGGGAGCACUGUGGGGCCCAGGCCUUGAACAGCCACCUGCCUGCUGAGACUGAGGGGCCAGAGAGUGGGACCGGGGAGAGCACCCUGAUCACCUCCCUGCUUGGACUGUGCAAGAGCAAGAAGAGUCGAGUGGCCCUGAAGGCCCAGGAGAACUUGCUGCUCCUGGUAAGUGUGGCCUCCCCAGCAGCUGCCACCUACCUGGUGCAGAGCAGCCCCUGUUGCGUGGCCAUCGCAGAGCACCUUUGCCAGCUGUACCGAUCCCUACCUGCCUUCCUCGACCCCGCAGACAUCGCAGCUCUAGAGGGCAUCAGCUGGAGGUUACCCAGUGCCCCAUCUGAUGAAGCGUCCUUCCCUGGCAAGGAGGCCCUGGCUGCCUUCCUGGGCUGGUUUGAUUACUGCGACCACCUUAUCACAGAGGCACACGCGGUGGUUGCAGAUACCUUGGCAAAGGCUGUGGCUGAUAAGCUGUUUGUGGAGACUCUGCAGCCCCAGCUCCUGCAUGUGUCUGAGCAAAGCAUCCUGACCUCCACCGCGCUGCUGACCGCCAUGCUGCGCCAGCUCCGUUCCCCCGCUCUGCUGCAGGAAGCUGUGGCCUUCCUCCUGGGCCCUGACCAGCAGCCUGCAGCCCUUGAGGACAACCCCCGCACCCUGUGUUCACACCUCAUCAGACACUGCGACCACCUCUCCGACGAGAUCAGCAUCGCCACACUGAGGCUGUUCGAGGAGCUGCUCCAGAAGCCCCAUGAGCAGGUCAUCCGUGACCUGGUCUUGUGCAACCUCGACGGCCGUCUGUACGUGGCCCGGGGCUCACCGGAGCCCGAGAGUUAUGAGGACACCCUAGAUCUGGAGGAAGACCCCUACUUCACCGACGACGGCUUCCUCGACUGCGGCUUUUCACCUUCUGCAAAACCUCGUGCCGCUCCUCCCACGAGUGCCCCUGGCAAGACGGCAGUUACCGAGAUCGUCAACAGUUUCCUCUGCCUGGUGCCGGAGGAGGCCAAGACCUCAGCUUUCCUGGAGGAGACUGGCUAUGACACGUAUGUCCACGAUGCCUACGGACUGUUUCAGGAGUGUAGCUCCCGUGUCGCCCCCUGGGGCUGGCCCCUGGGUCCUGCACCCCUGGACCUCCAUGAGCCCGAACGGCCUUUCUUUGAGGGUCCCUUCCUCCAAGUGCUGUUUGACCGCAUGGCCCGGAUUUUGGAUCAGCCAUACAGCCUGAACCUGCAAGUGACCUCAGUCCUGUCCCGGCUCGCCCUCUUCCCCCACCCCCAUAUCCACGAGUACCUCCUGGAUCCCUACAUCAACCUGGCCCCUGGCUGCCGGAGCCUGUUCUCUGUGCUUGUUAGGGUGAUUGGAGACUUGAUGCAAAGAAUUCAGAGGGUACCCCAAUUCCCAGGCAAACUGCUCCUGGUACGCAAGCAACUGAUGGGCCAGGUCCCUGGGGAGCAGCUGGACCACCAGAUCCUCCUUCAGGGUGUGGUCGUACUUGAGGAGUUCUGCAAGGAGCUGGCUGCCAUUGCUUUCGUCAAGUUUCCCCCACAUGGUCCUCAGCUGAACCUCUCCCCACCCCCGGAAGGGCAAGUCUGAGCCAGGAGCAUGACGGGCAGGUGAGGAGACUCCUGUCCAAACCUCUGCUCAGAAGCUGCCUCCUGCCUGGCUCCGCUGCCACUGCUCUCCUCUGGGUUGCGGCCUCAGCUCCCAGGCCGACUCUGGGAGGCCCUGACCUGUUGACCACAUGGGCCAGGGUUUCAGGGAGUGGGCUUCUGAAGUGCCAAGGAGCGAGAGAGAGAGAUGGCUUCCCAGGCAGUCAGGGUCCUCGGGCCUUCUCGGAGAAUGUGAGUGGUGGCCAGCGAGCGCCCAGACCCUGACCCUUCGGUGUUAUGGGACUAUCCCCUCAGUGCUGUCCCUGUGUGGCCAAGGCCAUGACCUGUGACAGAUAACUCCAUGGGCAAUGGGGACUGAGCUCCUGGCUCCAAGGAACCCAAGCCAGAGAGAUGGGGACCAGAAGCUCUGUCACGAGGCACCAUGGAAGCUGCUGAAAUUUGUCAUUUUUUCUUGCCUUCUUGGCUUGAGCCGUGGAGAAGGGGCAGAGAAGGGGACUGUGGGGGAUCCCCCUCUUCCUGCCCUGCCCUCCUGGA